Antechinus flavipes (yellow-footed antechinus) is the source of this 3363-nucleotide messenger RNA. RefSeq names its product zinc finger protein 783 (gene ZNF783). Bases 328 to 2079 code for a protein of 583 amino acids. Gene Ontology annotation, biological process: regulation of DNA-templated transcription. The record is from RefSeq and is a predicted model, not a curated record. The transcript is spliced from 7 exons. Lineage: Eukaryota; Metazoa; Chordata; Mammalia; Dasyuromorphia; Dasyuridae.
UUUGUGUUUCUUCCCCGGCUACUGCUGGAAAGCCUGCAGCCCGGGAGGAACAAAGCGGUGGUCGCUCAGCAGCUGCGCAAUGCGGUCCUACGGCCACAGGGAGCGCUGUCGGCUCUUCAGACUGACACUCGUUGUGCCCGGCGGCACGUGUCCUGGGGCCCGGGGCGGGGCUUGACAGGGACCAGAGGGCGGCUUGACUCCUACUGCUUCGUGUGGUCGGUGUCCACUGUUUCGUUUGCGGGCCGGCUUCGGCUCCGCACCCCGGCACCAACUCCUGCCGGGGGCCCAGACCGCGGGCAGGUCCUCCAGCGCAGGGCGGCUGGGACCAUGGCCGAGGCGGCGCCCGCUCCGGUCCUUGAGCAGGAUGUACUGUCUGGAUCCUUGAAAGCUUUGCUGACCUCUCCAGCUCUGCAGGUGUCUGCUGAGAAAGAUUCAUGUCUGCACUCCCCAGAGAUCACCCUCUGGACUGUGGUGACUGCCAUUCAGGCUGUGGAAAAGAAGGUGGAUUUGUGCUUGGCCCGAUUAUUCACGUUAGAAGGUCGGACAGGGACAGCAGAGAAAAAACUGGCAGACUGUGAGCGAGUGGCAGUGGAGAUUGAAAACCAGCUGGAGGGCAGGUGGGCCAUGCUGGGCACCUUACUCCAAGACUAUGGGCUGCUCCAGAGGAGGCUGGAGAACAUGGAGAACCUGCUGAGAAACAGGAACUUCUGGAUCCUGCGGCUCCCCCCAGGGAGCAAGGGCGAGGUCCCUAAGGUGCCCUUGACAUUUGAUGAUGUGGCCGUGUAUUUUUCGGAGCAGGAGUGGGGAAAGCUGGAGGAGUGGCAGAAGGAGCUUUACAAGCACGUGAUGAGAGGCAACUAUGAGAUGCUGGUCUCCCUGGACUAUGCUGUUUCCAAACCUGAUAUUCUCUCUCAGAUUGAACGAGGAGAAAAACCGUGCCUUAAGGACCAGUGGGACUCAGAUGAGAAAUUACUAUGUCCUGGAAAACUAAGUACUAGCCUACCUUCUCCAGAGUAUAUUUCCAAGCACCUUCAACCUGCCCAAGGAGAAACAAAGGAAGAACCAAUUCUUACAGAUCAUCAAGAUUCAGAAACACAAGGAAGUCUGAUUGAAUCAAGCUUAACUGAGCCCUCUCCAGCUGGCAUCAAUGUUUUGUCCUCGAUUAAACAGGAGGAAGAACCACCAGAUGGAGAAGUCAUCUUCCCACAGAGAGAAAUCAUGCCCUACCUGAGACUGGAUCAUGGACUUAUGGGCAUCAAAUCAGAGAGUCCAACGGAUGAGACAGUCCCGCAGCAGCUAGACUUGGGGCAGGGCUCCAGCACAGCAGAGCACGGAGUCUCUAAUGGAGGCGGGGAAGACAUGGCUGAGCCAACGGAGCUGAGCCGAGGCCGCCCUGGUCUGCCCAGGGCUCGGGGAAGGGAGAAGCCCUUGCCUCCUGUUGCUAGUGAGCCCCCUCGCAUUCUUCCCCGGCGGAGAGAGCGGGCCUUUCCAUGUCCAGACUGUGGUCAGAGCUUCAGGCUAAAGAUCAACCUGACUAUUCACCAGCGUAGCCACUUGGAGGAUGAGGACUGGGCAUCCCAGAGCAGCUGGCCAGACACGUGGGGAGGGCCUGCUGCCCCCCUGGAGCCAGGGGAGGUGGUGGUGCCAGGCCCCAUCAUUCAGUGGCUCCCUGAGGAACCAGACAGCCACCAGGCCCUGGCUGGGCAGUCAUGCCAGGAGCAGCGCCCUUCAUCCAGCCGGGCAUCCAGGCUAUACCACUGCAGCGAGUGCCUGCGCCUGUUUGAGCAGCGGAAGAGCCUCCUGUUGCACCAGCGUCUGCAUACCGGCAACAGCCAGGGCUGUCCCACUUGCACCUAUUGUGGCAAGGGUUUCCGGCGACCCUCAGAUCUAUUCCGGCAUCAGCGCAUCCACACAGGCGAGCGGCCCUACCAGUGCUCUGAGUGUGGUAGGACGUUCAAUCGCAACCACCACCUGGCUGUCCACAUGCAGACACACUCCAGGAAGCAUCAAGAUAGCCCCCACUGCUCCAGAAAAGGAAGUCUGGCCCUGGCCCGCCCUGGUCCUGCUGAGGAAGGUUGAGCCCAACGGGGCCCCUGGGGUGGGGUAAGCUCUUGUCCCCUUGGAGGGCCCUCCUCCUCCCUAGUGGCAAGAAUCUGCUAGCUUGAUGCUGCUGCUCCACCUGGAGGGAAUGGCAAACCUUCUGUCUCUCCCUGCCUGGCAGUUUUCUCUUUGUUUGGCAGAGCACUUGCCCCAGGACAAUUUAGGAAAGUUUUUCUUUGUACUAGAACAUUGGGCAGGUGACACAUAUUUGGAAUCAUGAGUGUGGUCAGACUUACAUUUUCUAUUUUCCAAGUCUGAACUUGUCCCUCAGGGUCACUGAGCCUCAGAUGAUCAAAGAGAUGGGCUCUUGGGGCAGGGGAGCCUUAUCCCUGGGCACAGUUGGUAGGCUGGAGGUACUGGGACUUCCUCACUCUCCCCAACUUCCAGGGCUUUUCCCACCAGAACUCUGAGAUGGGCCUGGGUGCCAUUUUGUAUGCUCAGUCAUCUGGAGUGAUAGGCAUUUUGGUACAUAGUUUCCUUGAGCAAAAUCACUGUCCUGAUUGUUCUCUUGUUCUGAUGUUUGUCAUGAAAUUCUUUUCCAAUGGAGUUUUUUUUAAUUGCUUGCAUAAGUGGUCUGAGUUAUUUCAAAAUAAUAUAGUAGGGACCUGACACAAGUUGACAUACAGUGCCUCUGUGAGUGAGUGAGUGUGUGUGUGUGUUUAUGUGUGUAUUUGCCAUGCAGUGGUCCUGAUUGUAUGUUUGAGUAGACAGAGGCUGAUACAACAUGUAUGUGGUUCUGAUUGUUUAUAAAUCUAUAUGUAUGUAUAUAAAUGCAUGUACUUUGUGUAUGCACACAGAUAUACCUAUAUAUGUGUGUAUUUGUAUUCACAUACAUGCAUGUCCACACAUAGAAAACUAAAAGAAAGAAAGCUUCAGUCUUUUUUUUUAAGAGAAUUAAGCCUUGAACUAACUAGGAUUCUAGAGCCUGUGAUUACUAUCCUCAGGUGUGGUAUUUGUCCAGCAUUUUCCUUAAAUUUUUUUAUCCAAAAAAUUACAACAUAUCAAUACUACAUCACUACUGGUAAUAAUUAUUUUAUAUCUUUCUAGCUCUUUAUGGUUUAUAAAAUGCUGUCCUUUUGGCUGAGGUAUCUGAGGCAAGAAUCAUCAUCCUCCUAGAGAUAAGGUGAAUAAGGUUCAGGAUAGCCUGACUUAAUUGUUUCCACUAGUGUUUUUUCCACUGUUCGAUGUUAUCUGUUACUUCAUUCAAAUUUGACUUGUGCUUUUAUGGAAAAACCAGAAAGAAUACAGUUCUUCUAGACUAUA